CGUAUGUAAAUGUGGAAAAAUGCAGAAUAAAAUACACACACAUUUACACUUGGACUUGCAGACAUACGUUUAAACUUGCUCCGAACCGCAGAGUGGCGCUGUCUGUUGUAGUUGUAAUAAGGAUAGACCGGAAGCGCCUUCUUCAUUCAUUUAACGAGUAACACGGACAUUGGCAGAAUCCCAAACGGCUUCUUAGUGGACAAAUAGUGCAUUACACAGUGCGUAAAAAGCUAUUAUUUCAUACCCUAUGUAGUGCGUUUAUGUAGGAAGAAUGAAGUCAGUUGGGAUUCGGCCUUUGUGAAGUAGCCAACUGUGCUAAAGGGGCCGGGACGCGGACUAGCGGGGGCCGCAAACACGUAGUUUAAACUUUGUCUUCUUCUUUUUUUUUUCCUUUUCUUUUUUUUUCAACACAUAUAUAUGCUGAAGUUUUAAUGCAAGUGCCAAUUGAAAAAGGACAACACGAUGCUAAGAAGUAUAUACACCCGAGGUGGAGUUUAAUACAGGUCUGCAACAAGCAAAUCGCCUAGCAGCCGCUGUAUCGAAGACUCCGCCCAUCUGGCCUUGUCCUCUAAAGAUGGCUGAAGGCCAGAAGGCCACUGAACUUUCAGAUUACCCCACAUUAUGCGGGGCCACAGCAGAUAAUCAAGAUCUGUCCCUGAAACCUGAAGCCCUGUCCUCCAGCUCUCCUACCUGUGAGGAGUCCGUUAGCAUGCCGCUGCCCCCUGGCUUAAUGUCCAUGCCCUGCCUGCUGAAGGAGCUGCGCCGAGACUCCUCCCCCGAGGCUGUGCCACCAGAAAAAGACCCUGCCAGCUCGGCCAUUCAGAUCUGCCCACAAGAGGACAGCGACUCCUCGGCCUGCCUGCGAUCACCCUCGUCUUCUGGUCAUCUCGGCGAUUCGGACACGCUUUCCUCAGCUGAAGAAGAGGAUUUGGAAUUGGCUGACGCGCAGCCUGUCCCCUCUUCUCGCUCUGACCCCGCUCCCAGGAAGUCGUCACGCCGGUCACGGUCCGAGAGCGACGCGUCUGCUGGAGUUUCCAUGGCUGCCAAGAAAAACCGCUGUCAGGAGAAGCAGGCGAACGGCGGUCGGACCCGAGAACGGGGCAAGCGCAGCCAGAGACAUAAAGAGCGAAUCCGUCUGCUAAGGCAGAAACGGGAGGCGGUUGCCAAGCGUAAGUCCCGCCCACUGGAGGACAGCAGCACUAGUGAUAGCGACGCCACCGCACACUCUACAUCAUCGUCAACAGCAUCUUCUGACAACGAGGGAGGGACAGGCAGUUUGCAUCCUCCAGCUGGCCGCCGUGGAAACAGCAUGGGCGGAGUCCUGGAGGAAGCGCUGACACGAGUGGCCGCCGCCCAAAGGCGUACAGAGGAAAGGUUCCGUGCGUGGAUGGGAAGAAUUAGCCGUCUCCAUUCCGGUGACGACGUCGAUCAGUCGUCAUACAGUGGGAAUCCGGAAGGGCAGAGUCACGUCGGCUCAGAAGAAACGUCAGCGGCCUAUCGGAUCAUCCGUCUGAACAAUGAUGCCUCUCCCCCCACGCUGAACUCUGCUCACAGCUGCGUCCUGGAUCCCAAUCUCCUAAAUGUGUAACAGGACAAUGUGCUGAGCUACUGAGAAAAUGCGAGAAAAAAAUAAAUAAAUAAAUAUUUGCGCAAAAUGGAAACAUUCUAGCCAACGAUGCUGGAUACAGUACACAAGGCCCUCUCUUAUUUUAUCUCCUUAUGCGUUUUUUUUUCUUUUCUUUCCCAUUAUUCACAUUCUCUUCAGGUCUCCUUCUGUCUUCUUUAUCCUUCUAUCUCUCUCCCUCCAUUUACUUAAUUUGUUUAUUUGCAAAUGAGUUUAUUCCAAGCAAUUUCACAGUAAGACAAAAUACGAUCUAUUCAUGUCACAGUUGUAGGAGCUGGCAAUGUUUCCAUCAGUUUACCAGAAGCACGUGCAAGACGGUCAGCACUAACCCCAAGUGCUACGAACACGAGUCACAGAGGUGUCCGUCAGUACCCAGCCGAUACGAGGGUCAUACAUAAUGAUGCACGUGAAUAAUAUAGUGAUGUUAUUCAUUAAUGACGAUGUAACUGCACGGAUCUAAGGUUUACCCCCAAGGUAGUAGUAACUGCUUGGCAAAAUAGAACACACCUGGAUGAACGUGUAUUGUUUUUGUUUAUAUGGUUUUCUGGGUUCAAAGCAAAAGAGAAAGUAUAAUAAGGGCCAAUCUGGCAUUUUGGUAUAAAAAAAAAAAAAAACAUGGGUUCUACCGCAUUAUCUUCAGUUCUGGCAGAUACUUUAUUCUCCUCUGGUGUUUUUGUGUAAUAUUUUGAAGAAGAAAAAAUGAUCAACUUGGUUCUAGCUGCCAGUCAGUCAUCCUCCACGAUGAACACAACGUAGGUGGCCUUGGCUAGUCAACAUUCAUGUUCCUCUUUAACAGUGAUGAGGAAAAAUGACGAAGCCUUAGUAUGGCGAGUCAGAGGAGAACUUUUUUUUUUCUUCUUUUCCCCCCUGCUUUGGUUUAAAAUUGCUAGGGUUAAGAUUUGCCUUUAGACACACAUUCUCUAUACAUGCAAAGGUAUACGGCUUAGUUUUAAAAUUAAAAAAAAAAAAAAUCAGAGCCAUUAAAUCCAAAUCUCAAAAAUUCAGAUUUCAAAAAUACACAUUUUAAAUUAGGCUAAAGGUAAACAAGUAGAACAUAAAAACUUUAGAUGCACUUAGCUCAUUACGGGUCGUCUCUUCCAUUUUGAUGCCACUUAUCUCUACUCCAUGCCACUUCAUUUCCUGCACAUGAGCUUUGGCAGAUCACUGUGAACGACCACUCUGACAACCUCUAUUUUUCUAUUUUUUUUUCUAUUUAUUUUGAAUGCUUAAAACCAAUAACCCACAAUUUUGAAUUGUGCAUUUUUUUUUUUAAAGGCAUAUCUUCCCCCUAGCAGGCUAAGCAUAAUAUGCCCAAGUCUCCCUUUUUGUGCCAAUCUUUUCCACAGACUGAGGGCAUAAAACUUGGUUUGCUUUGUCCACUGUGUGCAUCUAGCCCAUCCAAGUCAAAUUAGCAUGUGCACUUUGAUUGAUAUAGACAGACUAUAACAUCAUAUCAGUGUUGGCGUAUGUAAUUGCCUCAUUGAAAGGUACUGAAUGUUACAGAAUCAGACUUGUAUACCGUGUCCAACUCUACACAGAUGGAGAGCGAUACGUUUUUUUUUUACUAUUCAGAUGCUCGUAGGAGAAAUGAGUCUUAAAGACUGUGGAGGAACAUUUAGAGCUGUGUCCUUGUACAUGCUAACGUCCGUUCAGUAUGUCUGUGUCUUAAGGAACUUCUCUGGCUGGUUUUCAUACCAGGACGGACUGAUAAUACUCCACAAUCGGCUCUUCACACACGCCUGGUUAUGUUGGAAUCGACUCAUUUUAAGUGUCGCUGUCAUUUGGGGAAGAAAUGGAAGAACUGCUCAUUAGUUGUGAUGUGUUUUUUGUUUGUUUUUGUUUUUAUUACAUCACAUGCAUGUAUUGAACAGAAAAUAAUAAUAAGCAAUAAUGCAUGAACAGCUGCACUGUGAUGUUAUACUAUUAAUAUAACGUAGCUAGAGUUACUCCAUACAGACAUGCUAGGACUUUUAAGCUAACCUCAUUCUCAAGUGUUUCCGUGUGUGUCCGUGGUUCAUACUGAAGCUCGCAGUUACUGCAGUCAGAUACACUGUAUGUGUGGGUGUGUAUGUGUGUGUGUGUGUUUUUGUUUUUUUUAAAUUACACCAAAAACAAAUCCUUUGGUUAUAAACACAGAAGGGCCUUAAAGAGAAAACGUUUAUUUGACACACAUCCACAGUUCACAGAAGGGCUUAAAGUUUUACGUUUUACAAAUUUGGGCAAAAUAAGGGAACACUUCUUCAGCGAGUCUGUUGAAAUGUAACGAGCUCGUGAGCUGCGACAUGAAAGAUCUGACGGAGCUAAUGAACCAUUUUCUUAUUUCUUGAUUUUCGUUUUCCUAGUAUUAUAAUCUGUUGGUAAUGUCCUUGGUUCAGAAUUAAACGAAAAGAAUGCUGUCAUGGAUUUCUGUCCAUCAUUUAUGUUUUGUAAUUAAUGCCUCGUGUGUACAACCCCAAUUCCGAAAAGUUGGGACAAUAUGGAAAACGCCAAUAAAAACGAAGUGGAGUGAUUUUGUGAAUGUACUUUCACUUGUAUUUAAACAAAAAAAAAAAACGUGUAUAAAGACGAGGUAUUUGAUGUUUUAAUUCAUCAGCUGCAUAGUUUUUUUUGAAGGUAAACGUUUAUUUUGAAACUGACGCAUGCGACACGUUCCAAAAAAGUUGGAACAGGGGCGGUUUAGGACUAGUAGCGAUGUGAGAAGUUGAAAUAAGAAGGUGAUGUGAAACAGGUGAGGCAGUCGUCUAAUCAUAGUAUAUAAGGAGACUCCAAAAAAAAUGGCCUAGACGUUGAAGAGCAAGGACGGGUCGAGGCGAAUAAUCCAGCACUGUGAGAAAAACAUUCCCCAAAGACAAAUCGGUAGGAUUUUGGGUAUUUCACCUUCUACAGCACACAAUAUAAUUAAAGGAUUAAAGGAAUCCUGUCAGAUCUUGGUGCGUAAAGGGCGAGGACAAAAACCACUUCUGAAUGCGCGUGAUCUCCGAUCCGUCAGACGUCACUGUCUUAAAAACCGUCAUGAGUCUGUAACGGAGAUCCUGACAUGGGAUCGGGAAUACUUUUGUAAACCUUUGUCGGUCGACACCAUUCGCCGCUGCAUCCACAGAUGCAAGUUAAGGCUUUACUAUACAAUGCAGAAGCCGUACAUCAACACUGUCCAGAAGCUCCGCCCACUUCUCUGGGCUCGGUCUCAUCUGAGAUGGACAGUAGCACAGUGGAAUCACGUUUUGUGGUUCGACGAGUCGACAUUUCAAAUAGUUUCUGGACAAAACAGCCGUCGUGUUCUCCGGGUCAAAGAGGGAAAGGACCAUCCGAGCUGUCAUCAGCGUCAGGUCCAAAAUCCAGCGUCUGUCGUGGUAUGCGGGCGUGUCAGUGCCCACGGUAUGGGGGCGUGUCAGGCCUCCCUGAAGUCCUGACCUGACUCCCAUUGAGAACGUGUGGUGCAUCAUGAAGCGCAAAAUAAGGCAACGAAGUCCCGUACAGUUCCGCAGCUGAAGAAAUGCAUGAUGGAUGAAUGGGGGAAAAUUCCACUUGCCGAAUUUAACCAACUGGCGUCUUCACUCAGCGUCCAAACGCUUAAUAAGUGUUAUUAAAAGAAAAGGUGAUGUUACACAGCGCUAAACAGUCGACUGUCCCAACUUUUUUUCUAGUGUGUUGCAGUCAUCAGAUUUGAAAUGAGUGUAUAUUUUCAAAAAUUAAUUAAAAUUCACAAAGUCAAACAUCAAAUAAUGUGUUAAUAAUGUGUUUUCGAUAGAGUACAGGAUGAAUUGGAUUUUCAAAUGACUCCUUUUGUUUGUUUGUUUUUGUUUUUUUGCAUUUUCCAUACUGUCCCAACUUUUUCUUAAUUGGGGUUGUAUACACUCACCUAACAGGAACACCUGUACACCUACUCACUAUCCAACUGACCGACCGUGUGGUGACAGCACAGUGCAUAAAAUUGUGCGGAUACAGGCCGAGAGCUUCAGUUAACGUUCACAUCAAACAUCAGAUCUCGGUGACCUUGACCAUGACGUGGUUGUUUGGCACCAACUCACCCGAACGAGACAGUUGAAGAAUGGAAAAAGACCACGUAACGUUUAUCCCCCUUUCCGGUUUUUAAUGUGAACAAUAUCUGAUGCUGUUGACCUGUGUCUGCAUGAUGUUAUGCAUUGUCUUGCAGUUACAUGAUUGGCUGGAUAAUUGCAUUAAUGACCAGGGGUACAGGUGUUCCUAUUAAAGUGGCCAGUAAGUGUAUAUUUGACUUGAAAUAAAUAAAGUGGUGGAAAAUGAGACUAGAAAGGGAACUGCAUCCAGUAGAUAAGCAUUUUCAUUUACCUAUAACCAGGUACUUGAGGUAGAUUAGACC
Molecule: messenger RNA, 5963 nt
Organism: Ictalurus furcatus (blue catfish)
Lineage: Eukaryota; Metazoa; Chordata; Actinopteri; Siluriformes; Ictaluridae
Gene: ark2n
Product: arkadia (RNF111) N-terminal like PKA signaling regulator 2N
Exons: 3
Coding region: 575-1588 (337 amino acids)
Biological process (GO): ubiquitin-dependent protein catabolic process
Molecular function (GO): ubiquitin protein ligase activity
Source: RefSeq, a predicted model, not a curated record